AUAAACAAACGAAAUAAAAGUGAGACGCCGCGCGGCAACGGUGGAAAACCCGAGAGACUGAGCGAAAUUGGAUGAGAGUAUUUCUCUCGUAUAAUAGCCAAAGGAAAAGGAUCCGAACAACUGGUGCAGCGCGGGAAAUGGGAUGGAUCAUAACGGCAAUAAAAAUGCCUCCCCCGCGCUGACAGUCGUCCAGAGGCGCGAGAUAUGAAAUAUGAUCCUCGCUCUUUCAUUUGCGUAGAUGUCGUUACACAGUUCACACGGUUUUGCUCAACGGCUCCUGAUCCCAUAGAAAAGGGAUAUUCAAAUACUAUCCAGUGGUGUUCGUCAGUCUCAGCAGUAUUCUUGUAACAGGUGUAGUGACUAGAAUGGGAAAUCUCCAGGGCUUUGUGCAUUCUUGAGCGAAUUUGAUAUGCAUAGGACAAUACACAAUUGGAUUUAUGUCAGGAAAUUAGAUUAUACUGGAUAAUUAAUGUCAUUAUUUCCCGACACCCGACAGCUCAUUCGGAGAAACGGUUUUUAAACGCAUUAAUUUUCAUCGAUGGAAAACUAGUUGCAAUUGAUUAGAUGGCUCAUGUGAUAAGUGAAUCGCAAUACUUUCAUAUGUGAAGAAGAAAAAAAGAAGAACUAUUUUGAGCCAGUCAGCGAGAAAUAUGUAUAACACACAAAACCAGCGCAUUGAAGCAGUAAAAAUUAAUUCAAUUUAGUCAUCCAACUAGCGAACAAUUGUGACUUGUUUUUUUCGAUUUUUGUGGCCUCGGGGAGUUCGAUUCUGCAAAAAAUAACUGCAGUAUUCGUGAUACGUAGGCACAAUGUAGUUAGUGCUGCGACCGAACACUGGUUCUACCGCACAAGUUCAUGAAAGAAUAAUGCUUGUCCCUAGAUGCAAUGAUCCAACCAAAAAUUGGUGGAAUACAAUCAAAUUAGCGAUAAAUAGAACAUAUUUUCCACAAACGUUGGGUUGUUGGUAACUGCACACAAAAAAAGAAAACGGUUGCUCCGACGAAACAAAAAAGUAUGCAAUUACGGUUUGACAGUGAAUGUUUGCUAAACUAACCGCGAGGGUAAUAAAAAAACAAUGUUUACAAAUUGGCUAGCGCCACCCACAACGACCCUGCCACCAGAUACAAUCAUUGAGGUUGGUCCACCACCAUUCACCCGCUAUGCUGCUCACAGUGCACUUGUUUCCGCUCACAGUGGCUAUCUGCGAGCAGCCAUACGUUCCGAUAGACCGACAGUCAACGCAGACACCAUUCCAAUAUACAUCCCCAAUGUGACCACGGACCAGUUCACCCCACUACUCACCUACAUGUACACUGGAUUUUUGGAUUUGAAUUUAGAAAACAUUUUUGGCGUCCUGUUGGCCACGCAUAUUCUUCAUAUGCCACGAGCAAUAGAAAUGUGCCGAGCGUUUCUUUCCGCUACCCAAACGGAACACUAUUUCGGUGGAUUGAACAGUAUAUCCGCUGCCGGUGCAGCCAGUGGCCACAGUGUAUCAAAAGUUAAACCGGAAUUGGAAACCAACAAAGUGGUACGACCUAUUGCAAGCAAAGCUACCGGAAUUGGGCUCAAUUUUAUUGCACCACCAACUUCACAUAUAUCUCUUCCGAGUACCCAUACCCCAUUCAAAAGCCUUCUGACAGUUAGUCAAUCAUCGACAGUGAUAACCGAAAAUGUUGAAAAUUCAUCGCCUCCUCCAGGGAGCUCUCAAACAGUCGAAUCAGUACACCAUGACUCUACUAGCUCCACUAAACAGCAUCGUCCAUGUGUAACAGAAGAGGAAUCAAAAUCCCCAAAAGAGACGAACCAAAAACGACAAUCUAAAUCUUUAAAACGUAACGCAUCGAAAUCGGAAUCUGUAGUAACAACAGUUGUGAAGGACUCAAACGGCGGCGACAAAGGUGUGAUAAUCGACAUCGCAAGCUGCGAUGGUCCAGUGCGAUUCCGUCGAGUUCUCAACGACAGCUAUGGUACGAAUAGCACUAGCAACAUAAUCAGCAUGCCAGAUGAUUCGAAGGGUCAUCCGCGCUACAUGAGUUCAUCUUUCCAUCAACAGAUGGUGCGCAACAUCAACGAGCGAAAACAUAUGGUUUCCGGCGAAAGUUACGGUUGUGGUAACAAUAAGGACGAAAACAGCCAAGACAACAACCAAUCGCAAGCUGGUAUGGGAGGAACGACCAUAACACCAACAGUAGGUAACGAACAGGUGUACAACUGUGUGUAUUGUAAGCAUACGUUCAAAUCGCAAUACUGCUACCAAAAACAUGCAAAACGUCAUUUGAUUCCUCUAAGCAUGGACACUGGUAGUAACGUACCAGUUGUGGAUAACAUUUCCACUGACAUUACUGAAAAGGAACCGGCUGCUGUUAGAUACAGAAAACCAACACAGCAUGGCAGUAGCAGCACCAAACGUGAAGUUAAACCAUUGGAUAUGAACGUGCAGUAUUAUCCGUGCAAAACGUGCGGAAGCAAAUUUCCCAGCUACUACUUUGUACACAAACACCGUAAGAUGUGCCAUGCUGACGAAGAAAUAUUGUAAAGAAUUGUUGUCGUAAGACGAUGCUGAAUAACAUACGCAUACAGGGUAUAUAUUAAAUCAAAAUUUUGUCACGCAAACAUAUCAAAUUAAAUAAAAAUAUCGCUUCGAUCCUGAAUGAAGUGCAUGUUUUAUUUGUUGCUAAAUAAGCGUCGCACAAGGCU
Molecule: messenger RNA, 2697 nt
Organism: Topomyia yanbarensis
Lineage: Eukaryota; Metazoa; Arthropoda; Insecta; Diptera; Culicidae
Exons: 2
Coding region: 1076-2536 (486 amino acids)
Biological process (GO): regulation of transcription by RNA polymerase II
Molecular function (GO): protein binding; DNA-binding transcription factor activity, RNA polymerase II-specific; RNA polymerase II cis-regulatory region sequence-specific DNA binding
Source: RefSeq, a predicted model, not a curated record